UGGAGCAACCCCCGUCCGGAGAGGAGGCUCAGUUGGUUUCGUGCCGCUGUUGAUCGUUGUCUCUGGUGCGCGCCGCGCAAGCGUUAUGGGAACCGCGAGAUAGAACCCCGGACGCUCUUCGGACCAUGGAUCUCAGCCGUCAGCUUCGAGUUUUCUCAGUGUUGCUAGUUUUCUUAUCAAUAUGUUACCGGUUUACCUCAGCAAAUAGGCACGGGCAUCACAUCAGACAUGAGAGGGGGAGGCACAAGCGGCAGGAGCAAGGGCGGACGGGGGUGGGGACGGGGGCGGCGGCGGAGGAGCAUUUCAUAAUUAUAGACGGCGCGAACGAAAUCGACAGCGAGAACUGGAGCCCUUGGAGCGCCCCCAGCCCUUGCUCCCGCUCCUGCGGCGGCGGCGUCUCUUAUCAAACCCGGACCUGUCCCAUCGUCAGGCCCGAUGGGAGGACAGGCUGCACUGGUGGAUCCAAGAAAUAUUUUUCUUGCAACAUACAGCCGUGUGAGAGUGGUGCACAGGACUUCCGUUUAGAACAAUGUACUGCUUUCAAUAAUGUUGCUUUUGAGGGUGUAUAUUACAAUUGGAUUCCUUACACAAAAGCUCCAAACAAGUGCGAGCUUAACUGCAUGCCAAGGGGCGAGAGAUUUUACUAUCGUCACAAGAAUCAAGUGAUCGAUGGGACUCCUUGCGAUGAUGAAAAUAAUUCAGUGUGCGUUGAAGGACAAUGUUAUCCAGUUGGUUGUGAUAGGUACCUUGGUUCUCCUGCACGGGAGGACAAAUGUCGGGUUUGUCGAGGAGACGGCAAAAGCUGCAGCACAACUCGUAAUACCCUCGAUACGAGUAAUCUUGAAAUGGGUUAUAAUGAUUUGCUGCUGAUCCCAGCUGGUGCAACCAACAUCCUGGUCCAAGAAGUUAGACCAUCAAAUAACUACCUGGCGGUUCGUAACACGUCAGGCCAUUACUAUCUAAAUGGUAACUGGAGGAUAGACUUUCCAAGAACCAUACCCUGCGUCGGUACUAAUCUUCACUAUGAGAGGAAGCCCCAUAAUUUCUUCGCACCACAAAAAAUAUUUGCAGCUGGCCCAACAACAGAGGCAAUUUACAUAGUGUUAUUAUAUCAAGAGCAGAGCCCUGGUAUCGAAUAUGAAUACAGUAUUCCCACAGGGACUGUUGUUCAGACAUCGCCCACUGGUUACAGAUGGAACUAUGAUACAUUCUCUCCUUGCUCAACAACUUGUGGCGGAGGCUUUAAAACAAGGAAUGUAUGGUGUCAGUCCCUAAGAGACCCAACUCAUGUCUCCGAAGAUCUGUGUGACCCAGCCCAAGAGCCCUUGAGAAAUCAGACUUGUAAUUUAGAACCUUGUCCUCCAAUUUGGCAUGUCGGAAAUUGGAGCGAUUGUUCGACACUGUGUGGCACAGGCGGGAAUCAAACUAGAGAGGUAUUUUGUUCUCAAACAGUAGCAAAAGGGCAAGACGCUAAGAUUGAAGAUUCUCAGUGUGAACAAUUAAUAGGUCCAAAACCUGAAACAGCGCAAUCCUGUAAUGACACUUUACCGUGUCCGGAGUGGCACAUAGGACCAUGGAAACCGUGCGACCAUUUAUGUGGAGAAGGAAAACAAAUUCGAACUGUGCGGUGUUUCCGUAGGGUAGAUGGUCGUAUCCACAUUGUUGGCGAUUCAGCUUGUAAGCAAGAGAAACCGCCAGUAGAAAAACCUUGCAAUUUGCGCUCCUGCGAAGGUGUUGACUGGGUCACAUCUGAAUGGACUGAUUGUGAAGCAACUUGUGGUCUGACAACAAAAACAAGGUCCGUAGUGUGCGCAUCUGCGAAAGGGACCUUGCACGCAGAGAGUGAGUGCAUUGCAUCGAAGCGGCCGCAAAAUGUGUCAGACUGUGAGGAAGUGACCCCAUGCGAGUAUCUGUGGUACACAUCGGAAUGGAGCCAGUGUUCAGCUCAAUGUGGAUCAGGCAUUCAGACCAGACAAGUAUUCUGUGGACUGCGCGAGAACGACACAGUGACAGUUGCCGAAGAUGACAAGUGUAACUCAACGUUGAAAUUGUCUACAUCUCAGAAUUGCACUGCUCCUGAACCAUGCAAAGGACUUUGGUUUGCUGGCCCCUGGAGUGCGUGUUCGAAAAAAUGCGGUGGGGGAGAAAUGUCAAGGAAAGUUUUGUGUUUCAUCGGAAAUGCUUCUGUUGCCACAAGUAAUUGUGAUGCUAACAAGAUCCUGUUUACGAGUGAGCAGUGUAACAAUCAUCCAUGUAACGAAGAUGAAGUCAUCACAGUGGAUCCAAAAAUUGCUAUAGAGGAAGAAGAAGAAGAAGAAAGCAAUGAAGAGUGUGAAGAGGAAGAAGGGGAAGAAGAUGUUGAGGGAACAACACCCUCAGUUUUCGGAACUGCAGAACCUGUCACCGAAAUGACCGCCACAGCAGCAACGGAGAUCGAAGGUUCUGGCGAUGGUACAGAACUUUCACCAACUGCCUCCUCCGAAAGUGACGUCUCUGAAUCCUCCUCCGAAGCAAACACAGUCACAUCCAACAGUCCUGAGCAGGAGACUUCUAUCGCCUCCGAUUUAGAAAGUAAAACAACUGCAAGUGACGCAGUGACAACUCCAGAAUCAACCGCUGUCCCCACCACCGAGGCAGUGAAAGCAGCAAGUGAAGCCGAGCAAAUGGUUGGAGACGACCCCGACGCAGGCGCUCCAGAACCAGCCGGAGAAGCAGCUCCCACCACUGUAGCCUCUGUGACAGUCGCAAGUGGCGAUUCAACCGCAGCCACCAUUCCCGAAUCAGAAACCAAAUCUGCAUCAACAGACACCACUGAAGUUGUAACUGCUGCUAGCAGCAGUUCCGAAGCCCCCAUUGAUGCAGCUAAACCGGCAAGCACAGACGCUACAAGUCCUGUUGAUUCAGCUAGUUCUGUGGGUGUUGACUCCACAAGUCCUGCAAGCACUGACACCACAGAUGCGACUGAUAGCGCUACGGAUAAAACGGAAGACUCAAGUGUGAUGGGAAAAUCUGCGGAGGCAGAGGAGACGACUCUGUCUAGCAUUUUAAGUACUUUGUCCUCACUCUUCCCGUCCAGCUCUGAGAGUGGGACGGAGGCUACUGGCACGGGCUCCACGGACGAAACAACAGUCACAGCUGAGACGGCAGCCACUGCUGGCUCAGAAACUCCGGCAACAGGGACUGAAGCAACAGCAUCUACGGAUGUUGUGUCAACUACCCCUAGCUCGUACACAGACAUAAUGACUGAGGGUUUCACGUUGAAGAAAUGCAAAAAGAAGAAGAAGAAGAAGCCAGAUUGUCAAAAAACUGAAUUUGGCUGUUGCUUUGAUGGAAUCACCCCUGCCAAGGGUCCCUUCAGUGAAGGUUGCAGCAUUAUCACUAUUUGCAAUGAAACCAAAUAUGGCUGUUGUCAAGACGGAGUCUCACCUGCAACUGGCCCAGAUUUUGAAAACUGUCCACCAUCAACUUGCAACGAAACCUUGUUUGGAUGCUGCCCUGAUGGCUACACACCUGCAGAGAACAAUGAAAAAGAAGGUUGUCCUGAACAAAAACCUCCUCCGCCUAAAUGCGUCAAAUCUAAGUUUGGUUGUUGUCCGGACAAUGUCACUGCUGCGACAGGCAAGAAAUUCAAGGGAUGUCCUGACACCCGUAAAGCAAAUAAAACUGAAGGGAAAGCAGAAGUGUGCACAUCAUCCAAAUUUGGCUGCUGUCCAGAUGGCAGCACCGCAGCCAAGGGUAAAUCUUUCGAGGGCUGCAAGGAGAUUGACCACAAAAACUGCUCAGCUUCAUUCUUUGGUUGCUGCACUGAUGGAAAAACUCCAGCCCUGGGAACAAAACAAGAAGGAUGUCCAGCGGCAUGUCAGUCUAGUGAACAUGGUUGUUGCGAUGAUGGUGCUACCCCUGCUCACGGACCAAACAAAGCAGGAUGUUGUCUUAUCACUCAAUUUGGCUGCUGUCCUGACAAUGUUAGUCCUGCUCAGGGACCAAAUCUUUACGGUUGUGACUGUCAGUAUGCAGCAUACGGCUGCUGUCCAGACAAUAAAACAAUUGCGCGAGGACCUGCUAACGAAGGCUGUGGUUGUCAGUACACGACUCAUGGGUGCUGUCCUGAUAAAUACACUCCGGCUUUGGGUCCUUCCUUCCAAGGAUGUCCUUGUCAUACUUAUCAGUUUGGUUGCUGCAAUGAUGGAGUCACGCGAGCUAAAGGACCAAGAUUGCAAGGUUGCGGUUGUGAGAAUACACAGUACGGCUGUUGCUCUGAUGAAAAGACUCCGGCUCCAAAUCCAGAACGGAACUGUACCUGCGAGGCAACCAAGUAUGGGUGCUGUUUGGAUGGUAUCUUUGAAGCCAAAGGAGAAGACUUCUUCGGUUGUGAUGUUGUACCAGAAAAGAGAGGACGUGUUUGCUCUCAACCCAAAGAUAGAGGCUCAUGUCGAGAUUUCACUGUCAAGUGGUUCUUUGACACAGAAUAUGGUGGCUGCUCAAGAUUUUGGUAUGGUGGUUGUGAAGGAAACAGCAACCGGUUCAAAUCUCAGGAGGAGUGUCGCAGCAUUUGCGUCGAGCCAUUAGGCAAAGAGGCAUGUUACUUACCAAAGAUCUCAGGACCGUGUGAAGGGUACUAUCCAACAUGGUACUAUGACUCAGAACGUCAACAUUGUGCUCAGUUUAUUUAUGGCGGAUGCCUGGGUAACAAUAACAAAUUCCAGACAAGAGAGGAAUGCCAACAACUUUGUAGCACUCAUAGCGAUAAAGACGUUUGUGAGCAAACUACUGAGGAAGGGCCGUGCAAAGGUCAAUUCACUCGCUGGACUUUCGACAAAGCGUCUCAAUCUUGUAUUCAGUUUAACUAUGGAGGAUGUCAAGGAAAUGACAAUAACUUCCUCACUCAAAGUGCAUGUCAUCAAAGGUGUUUACAGCCUGGUCGUAGCCGAGACGAGUGUUCCCUACCAAGGGUGCAAGGUUCUUGUGGUGAACGCUUGCCGCGCUGGUUCUUUGAUGCUUCAGAAAAUCGCUGCAUGCCUUUCUAUUACAGCGGCUGCGAUGGAAAUGGAAAUAACUUUGACUCUCAAGAAACUUGUGAGCGCGCUUGUCCUCCCAAAAUCGAGCGUGACACUUGCUUAUUACCAGCGGUAACUGGUGAGUGCUCCAACUAUGUUGAGCGAUGGUACUACGACUCCCUGGAAGCAACUUGCAAACCAUUCUACUUUGGCGGUUGUGGUGGAAAUCAUAAUAACUUCCCCACAAGGGAGGAUUGUCGGGCUAGGUGUGAUAGCAAUUAUUCUCCAGAAGUUGUCCGGCCCCCACCACAACAACCCAGUUACACACCAGUUACAUCAUUUAGUCAAGAAAGCUGUUUCUUACAAAACGAUGCCGGCCCGUGCAGAAAUGUCUCAGAAGCUCUGUGGUACUAUGACAGCAGGGACGGAGUCUGCAAACAAUUCUUGUACGGUGGUUGUGGUGGCAACGGAAACCGCUUCUCAAACCGUGAUGAGUGUGAAUCAAGAUGUGGAAAUGUUCAAGAUCUCUGCGACUUACCGAAAGUAAUUGGGCCUUGCAAUGCCAACUACAGAUCUUGGUACUAUGAUCGCAACACGGACUCGUGUCAACAGUUUGACUAUGGGGGCUGUCAAGGAAACGGAAACAGGUUUGAGGACGAAUUGCAGUGUGCUCAGCGUUGUGUAAGAGACAAGUCAAGAAUCACCCAACCCCCGCUAAUCCCUGCCUCACCUGUCACAUCAGCUGCGCCCCCGACAGAAAACAUCUGUUUCAUAUCAGUAGAUCCAGGUCCAUGUCUCCAGGAGACAUCAAUGUGGUAUUUCGAUAGUGGCUCGAAACGCUGCACACAAUUCCUCUACGGCGGUUGUGAGGGCAAUGCCAACAGGUUUGAAACAGAGGAAGAAUGUGAUAGGUAUUGCGGCUAUUACAUAGAGAGAGAACCAGUAAGGACCACAAUAGCACCUGCUGAGGAGCCUAAUGUAGAAGCAGAAGAAGGAAACUACGUUACAUUGAAGUGUCAAAUAGUCAUGUACCCAGCGCCGAUUCUCAUUUGGACCAAAGGCAACUUAACGAUUGAUCAAUCAACAGGACGGAUGAGAUUGUUAGAAGGAGCUCUUCAAAUCAUUGGUCUAUUCCGAUCGGAUGCUGGUGUUUAUGUUUGCACUGCUGAUAAUCGUAUACAAGCUCCUGUUCGUAAGGAGUUCAACUUAGUUAUCAGAGAUCCAGUAGAAAGACCAGCACAAGUCAUAGGCGAUGAGUCGACUUCAAUCACUGUCACCCUUGGUUUGCCUACGAUUCUCCAGUGCUACGCAAUCGGGUGGCCACGUCCCAAAGUGACCUGGUGGCGGGGUGAGCGGAUGCUCCCAAUGUCUUCAGAGCAGUUCGAGCAGCGUUCAGACUACUCCUUACUCAUCAACCGUGUGAGUGUGAGUAAUCUGGGCCCGUACACAUGUCAGGCGUACAAUGGACUGGGUCGGGCAGCAUCGUGGAGCGUGACUCUGCGAGCCGUUGGCACUGUUGAGCGCGAGGAAGACUCACAAUUCAGAGAUUACCUCAUCCCGCCAAGCUUGCUGUAUAAUAGGACGGCUAUUACAAUCCCAUCCACGACGACACCUGUUCCAGAGCGAGAAACUCCUAGGGUAUAUGUCGUGCCUGUAACAGCAAAUAUUUCAUUAUCUUCGCAAGAAUAUCCAGUUGGCGCUCAUAUCUCAAUACCUUGCGAUACAGAUGGUUAUCCAAUUCCUCAAGUUGCUUGGUAUAAAGACAAUUAUCCUGUUGAAAAUACUGAAAGGAUAAGAAUAACAGAGAGUAACCGAUUAAUCAUCAAUAAAGCGUAUGUCAACGACACUGGAAACUACCGUUGCACAGCUUCAAACUCUUACAGCUCUGCAGAGAGCUCUGUAUACAUUUCAGUCACAGGUGUCUACGUUCAUCCUUCAUGUACAGAUAGUCCAUUCUUCGCCAAUUGUAAAUUAAUUGUGAGGGCGCAGUACUGUACUCACAAAUACUACGUUAAGUUCUGCUGUAAAUCGUGUACAGAAGCAGGUCUGUUACCACCAAUAGGACCUCAUCUAGACCUGUCCGAAAAUCCUGAGAACUCUGUAAAUUCUCGAAAGAGAAGGGAUUUGCCAAGCCUUAGUGACUUUAUUCUCCGGCAGAAACGACCGAGAUACUUCAAGUCACUUACGUAGCAGUAGAGGAAAUUUUGUAAAUAAAUGUUUGUCUCAGUUGAACUGAUUCUUAUUAUUGAAUGUGGAGGUUUGUUCUGAACUUUCAGAGCAACUGUACAACUUUUGUAAUUAGAAUUUUGUAUAUUGACUACCUUAAAGUGUAUUUAUUUUGAGUCUGUAACUAUUUAUUGUUUUAACUUUAGUUCCUUUUAUGAUGAUAAAAUAAAUUUCUGACACUUUUUCUA
Bemisia tabaci is the source of this 7411-nucleotide messenger RNA. Its product is annotated as papilin. NCBI's taxonomy places the organism in Eukaryota, Metazoa, Arthropoda, Insecta, Hemiptera, Aleyrodidae. The record is from RefSeq and is a predicted model, not a curated record. Gene Ontology annotation, molecular function: serine-type endopeptidase inhibitor activity. Gene Ontology annotation, biological process: extracellular matrix organization.